Thamnophis elegans (Western terrestrial garter snake) is the source of this 1161-nucleotide messenger RNA. RefSeq names its product 3 beta-hydroxysteroid dehydrogenase/Delta 5-->4-isomerase type 1-like. Gene Ontology annotation, biological process: steroid biosynthetic process. The transcript has 3 exons. The record is from RefSeq and is a predicted model, not a curated record. Gene Ontology annotation, molecular function: 3-beta-hydroxy-Delta5-steroid dehydrogenase (NAD+) activity. NCBI's taxonomy places the organism in Eukaryota, Metazoa, Chordata, Lepidosauria, Squamata, Natricidae. The coding region runs from base 28 to 1161 and encodes 377 amino acids.
UCUUGCAGCAUCUCCUUGCUCAUAAUCAUGUCUUUGGAAGGAAUAAGAUGUCUAGUGACUGGUGCUGGUGGGUUCCUGGGUCAAAGGAUUGUUUGCCAGCUGCUGACAGAAAAGGAGAGUUUGGCCGAAGUCAGACUCUUGGACAAAACCAUCAGCGCUGAAGCACUCCAGGAUUUUAAAAAAGUGAGGAGUAACACCCUCUUGACAGUCCUACAAGGGGAUAUCCGGGAUGUGGUGUUUCUUGAAACUGCAGUCCAAGGAGUCUCGCUUGUCAUCCAUGCAGCUUGCAUCAUUGAUCCCCGUGGGUUCAUUGAUCGAAAGAUCCUCUGGGAUGUCAAUGUCAGGGGUACACAGCUGCUGCUGGAGGCCUGUCUCCGCAAUGAUGUCCAGUAUUUUAUUUAUACCAGCAGCCUUGAGGUGACAGGCCCGAACAACAGAGGAGAUCCCAUCUAUGAUGGUGAUGAAGACACCAUAUAUCAGAUGACCCAAGGCCAGCCCUAUGCUGAAACUAAACGAGAGGCAGAGAAAUGUGUCCUGCAGUUGGAUGGCUUGCCGCUCAAGGGGGGAAAUAGUUUUGUGACAUGUGCUUUGAGGUCCAUGUACAUCUAUGGAGAAGGCAGUUCUUUCCUUCUGGGUCACCUUGAUGAAAGCAUCCUGAACAAUAAUGUAUUUUUGAGGCUGUCUAGGAAAGAGGCAAUUGUAAAUCCUGUCUAUGUGGGAAAUAUUGCUUGGGCUCAUAUUCAAGUGGCUAAAGCCAUGAGAAACCCAACAAAAGUGAAACAGAUCCGAGGGCGUUUCUACUACAUCUCAGAUGAUUCUCCCCACACAAGCUAUUCCGACUUCAAUUAUGAGCUGACAAAGGAGUUGGGGUUUGGUAUUGAACCCAAACCUAUGAUGCCCGUCACACUUUUAUAUUAUUAUGCUCUGUUCCUGGAGAUUCUGAGCUUCUUGCUCAGACCUUUCUUCAGAUAUGUUCCUUCUAUUAAUCGUUUCCUUGUAAUCCUGCUAAACACCCCUUUCAGUUUUUCUUACAAGAAAGCACAAAGGGAUUUUAACUAUACUCCUCGCUACUCAUGGGAAGAAGCCAAGCAGCACACAAGUCAGUGGAUUGCUGACAUAACCCCCCUGAGGGCAGCAUACCUGAAAAGCAAGACUACCUGA